Diaporthe citri is the source of this 996-nucleotide messenger RNA. RefSeq lists its product as uncharacterized. Bases 1 to 996 code for a protein of 331 amino acids. NCBI's taxonomy places the organism in Eukaryota, Fungi, Ascomycota, Sordariomycetes, Diaporthales, Diaporthaceae. The transcript has a single exon. The record is from RefSeq and is a predicted model, not a curated record.
AUGUCAUACCAUUUGCGAAAUAGCACCUCAUCCUCUUGUUUCAACCCGAAAGAACCAAGAUCUGAUGACUCUCCCGCCCUGAGCAAUGCUCGAGUUUCCUCACGCGUCCGAAAACUUCUCGAAGGCGUGUCACCUUUGAAAGUCCCGACUGUACCCCGCGAGCCUAAGCCCUCCAAGCCUAAGAAGUCUCCAGCAAGGAAGAAAAGGAAGGAGGAACCUGUUGGAGACAUUGAAGUCAUCCGUCGACUCGCCAAAUUGAAGUCUCUCCCACCCAUCUCACCAAGGGGGCGCCAUUUCGCAAACGGCGUACGCGACGGAACUUUCACAUACGCAGAUGUCGCCGGUGAGGGACUUUCCCGGUUUCUGAAGGAUGGUCUGCCAGAGUAUGAGGUAUUCUUCGGAGAAACCAAGGCAAGUAAUAUCAGAUAUAACAUCGAGGCGCUGUAUCGCGCCGACUCGACAGAGAUCAGGGAAAUUUUGUUUUUGAGCGAUGAAUUUGAGCCAGUCGACAAGUGGAGCGCCGACGAGAAAAGCAAGGUCUCCAAGUAUCCGAUGGCGAUCCGUACAUCUGGCGUGGCUAUGGUCAAGCCAAUACGGCAGCAUGUCAAUGCUAGAGGCAAAUCAGAGACCAAUUCACCAACGGGGUUGAGGAAGACAAAAGACGACUCGCCCGAAGUCCUGUGGAUGCGAGAGAAAAUGGCGGCCUAUUCCAGUGCCAGUGGAGGCAAGUCGCCCAUUUCUCUGCCACCUUUGGACAUGUUUGACUGCAAGGACGCAACAGAGAGCGAGUCUGAGGGAGAUUAUCUCCCAGAAGACGACCCUGCGCCGGUCAUGCAGCUGGAUUCGAAAGACUCGGAUUGGCCCCAAAGUCCAGAUGGGUGGACCACGUCAAGUUCCCAGUGUUCGGAUUUUGAUUCUGACGACGACGACGACUGGACGUCGGAGGACAAAUUACUCAGCGAGAUGUUUCCCCAUGCAAGAUACAGACAGAUGUAG